Messenger RNA from Microthlaspi erraticum, 543 nucleotides. The record is from the annotation of a GenBank genome assembly. Lineage: Eukaryota; Viridiplantae; Streptophyta; Magnoliopsida; Brassicales; Brassicaceae.
AUGGCCGGAGAAGAAGAUAAUCCUCCGUCUGGUACUAGUGCAGUGGAUUCCAGUGGAAACCAAGUAACUGCUAGUCCGUCUGGUUCCAGUGGAACUCAAGUAAACAGCGGUGUUGUGCUGCCUCUAGUUGAGGCUCAUACAAUUUCGCCGUACACCUUGGCGGCGUCCGACAAUCCCGGUGCGUUGAUCACGUCUGUUCAGUUGAACGGUGAAAACUACAACGAGUGGUCAUCGGAAUUGCUCAAUGCACUCCAGGCCAAACGCAAGUUAGGUUUCAUUCAUGGAAAUCUUACUAAACCUGCGAUUGGGAGUCCUGACCUGGAGAACUGGUUAACGGUGAAUUCAAUGCUCGUAGGGUGGAUACGUGCGUCGAUUGAACCUAAAGUUAGGUCAACAGUAACAUACAUCACGGAUGCUCGUCUCCUGUGGAAUGAGCUUAGAGAAAGAUUCUCGGUGGGAAACAAAGUCCGAACUCACCAGAUCAAGUCUCAGCUUGCUGCGUGUCGGCAGAAUGGUCAGUUGGUUCUUGAAUACUACGGUUGA